Messenger RNA from Cynara cardunculus var. scolymus (artichoke), 1907 nucleotides. RefSeq names its product floral homeotic protein APETALA 2-like. Gene Ontology annotation, biological process: regulation of DNA-templated transcription. The coding region runs from base 72 to 1577 and encodes 501 amino acids. Lineage: Eukaryota; Viridiplantae; Streptophyta; Magnoliopsida; Asterales; Asteraceae. Gene Ontology annotation, molecular function: DNA binding; DNA-binding transcription factor activity. The record is from RefSeq and is a predicted model, not a curated record. The transcript has 9 exons.
ACUCUACAGAUUUAAGAGAGAGAGAGAGAGAGUUUUCUAUUGUUUAUUUUUUGUUGGGUUUCAAGGGAGAAAUGUGGGAUCUAAACGGGUUUCCUGAUCGGAGAAAAGCCCCGGAGGAAUCGGAGGGAUGUUCUUCACCUGUGGAAGGAGAGGAAGACGAUGAUAAUAAUAAUAAAAAUAAUAAGGGUAAAAGGGUUGGAUCCAUAUCCAAUUCCAGUUCCUCCGUCGUGGUUAUGGAGGAAGACGACGCCUCCGACGAGGACGAUUCCGAGAGGAUGACUUCAAGAAAACGGUUGUUUGGGUUCUCUAUGGACGGCGAUCCGCCGCCGGUAACCCAUCAGUUCUUCCCUAUCGAUGAUCCUCAAGUGGGUCCCACAACCUCCCUCGCCGUUGGUAUCUCCCCGGCCACGGCUUUCCCUGCGGCUCACUGGGUCGGUGUUCAAUUCUGCCACCAGUCUCCCGGUCCUAUUUCCGGCGCCACCGCCGCCAGCAGCGUCGGUGGGUUUCUCGGGAAAGCUGCCGUGCCGGAAGUUCCCCAGCCACUCAAGAAAAGCCGCCGUGGACCACGUUCCAGAAGUUCACAGUACCGUGGAGUCACCUUUUAUCGGCGAACCGGCCGGUGGGAAUCCCAUAUAUGGGAUUGUGGGAAGCAAGUUUAUCUCGGUGGAUUCGACACUGCACACGCAGCAGCACGUGCAUACGAUAGAGCAGCAAUCAAGUUCCGGGGAAUGGAAGCCGACAUUAACUUCAGUCUUGAUGAUUAUGAAGACGAUCUAAAACAGAUGAGCAAUCUAACAAAGGAAGAGUUUGUGCAUGUACUACGGAGACAAAGUACUGGAUUUCCAAGAGGGAGUUCCAAGUAUAGAGGUGUUACCUUGCACAAAUGUGGUAGAUGGGAAGCAAGAAUGGGCCAAUUCUUGGGCAAAAAGUAUGUGUAUCUGGGUCUCUUUGAUACAGAAGUUGAAGCAGCCAGGGCUUAUGACAAGGCUGCUAUUAAAUGUAAUGGGAAGGCUGCUGUUACCAAUUUUGAUUCAAGGAUAUAUGAGAAUGAACUCAAUUUGACUGAAUGCUCGAGUAAUAGCAAUAACGAUAACAAUGUAUCAUCGGGCCAUAAUCUUGAUUUGAGCUUAGGUGGGGGCUCGACAUCGAAUAUGGCGAACAGUGGAGGUGAAAAUGGCCAUUUUGUAAGGGCUCAUCGUUCUGACUCGAUCCAACUUGGGUUCAGACCUACCGGACAGAAUGAGAGAAAAACGUUACAGCUUUUGAGUCACACGGAUCCUGAACUGUUUACAAACCAAAAUGAGAUAAGCGGAUACAAACAUUUAAUGAGACCCGUUGACUCGUCUAUGCACCAUAUGUUCAACCCACCCGUCUUCAACUCAUUGAGUCGUCAUCAAAUGCAGUUUUCAAGCAGCAGAUCAGUGGAAGGAGGAGGAGGAAAUGAUCUAUCUGUAGCUUCAAGUGACAAUAACAAUAGCAAUAAUAAUGUUAAUGCAGAUGGUCCUUCUCUACACCAAAUCUAUGCAAAGAGUGCUGCAGCAUCAUCAGGAUUCCCACAGCAAAGAUUCAACAUUUGACCCCACCAUCAUCGGCCAUUGCUGCACACAGAUGCCUUCUUUCAAAUUCUUAUCACUUUCUCAUGAAUCAUCAUCUGCUCCCACAAAAAAUUCCACCAAAAAGAGGAGAGAAAAAUGGACCCUGCCUAAGGUUAAUUCCAUUGUUUUGUGUGUAAAAAUGAAUCAAGCAAAGAAAAUCAAUGAUGAUCAUCUUUUUGUGUUGUGUACGGGCUUGUAAAGAUCAAUGCUAGUAGCUUUAUAUGAGUUGUGAGGUUUAGCAUGGUCAAGAUUCAUGCGAUAUCAAUCAAAUUCAUGUACGAUUAUUGACUAAGGGGUUGUUUGGCAAUUGCU